Messenger RNA from Puccinia graminis f. sp. tritici CRL 75-36-700-3, 348 nucleotides. RefSeq lists its product as uncharacterized. NCBI's taxonomy places the organism in Eukaryota, Fungi, Basidiomycota, Pucciniomycetes, Pucciniales, Pucciniaceae. The transcript is spliced from 2 exons. Bases 1 to 348 code for a protein of 115 amino acids. The record is from RefSeq and is a predicted model, not a curated record.
AUGAACAAAUUGGUUGGAUUCCCCGAGGAAGAGGUCGACAAGGAGGUCAACAAGGAGGAGUUUGGCAAUGAGGAGGUUGACCUCUUCAACCAAUCAGACCAGGAACCAGAUGAGGAUAGCCGAUCCAAAGACGGCCAUCCUGAAGGAAACGCCGGUGCGGAUUCGGAUGACAUGGAUGCCGACCGAGAUCCGCAAGGGAACGCAAAGGAGUGGUUCCUUCCGAAUCUGGAGGAUAACUUUGACACCUACAUUGAUCACGGGUGUAUCCUUGACAAGCAAAGAUAUCCAAUCUACGCCAACGGAAAGACGGUCUUCAACAUUGUCAAGCAACAAGCGCAGGAUCAAUAA